Andrographis paniculata is the source of this 3714-nucleotide messenger RNA. Its product is annotated as probable E3 ubiquitin-protein ligase RZFP34. The transcript is spliced from 14 exons. NCBI's taxonomy places the organism in Eukaryota, Viridiplantae, Streptophyta, Magnoliopsida, Lamiales, Acanthaceae. Gene Ontology annotation, cellular component: nucleus. Gene Ontology annotation, biological process: ubiquitin-dependent protein catabolic process; protein ubiquitination. Bases 2550 to 3419 code for a protein of 289 amino acids. The record is from RefSeq and is a predicted model, not a curated record. Gene Ontology annotation, molecular function: ubiquitin protein ligase activity; zinc ion binding.
GAGUUAAGAUGAUCUGCACUGCAAUCUGCAGUGGCCUUCCGUUCUUGAGGAUUGCAAAUUUGCAAAGAUCAUCAGGUAGAGUGAAGGAGAUGACGAGGAAGACGAUGAUGGUGAUGAGUUGGAAUUGUUCUUAGGAGCUCCUGGUACUCCGACUCCAGAUGCGCGCAUGCCUCCCGCUGGUGUUGGACUCCCUGGAGCUCCCAAGAAAUAUAAAUAUAUUAAUAUAAUAUUGUUGGAAAUGGGCCGGAUCAUGUGUAUAGGCCCAAAUACUGUAGAUCACAUGUAUUGUGAAUCGGCCCAAAUGAAGAGGAAUUUUAUACUACGUCGCACGCCUACAAAAUUCUUGUACUCUCUUCGUAUGAACCGUUGGAUCAAAAAUCAAGGAUGGUGGUUGAUAACGUGGCGCCCGGAAAUUUGGAUUGGACUGUUAGGGGUAUUUUGGGGAUUUCCAGCUGUCGCUGUCGGCAGCUGCUGUCAUCGAAGAUCUUCGCCAUUACUUCUGUUUCAGAUAUUUCCAAAACCUGGGAUGGAAAACCGGACGCCAUUGGAAAUAUCGAGACGGUUUUGAUUGUAUUUCUAGCUGCGAAUUACACAUUCAAGCCAUUUUCAAUUCUAUUAACGUGGUUGUUGUGUUUUUGUUCCCAUGUGUAAGAAGCACUGACAUUGUUGUUUAAGAAUUGUCGCCAUUUGUUGUCUACUUCAGAAUUUAGAAAUAUAUAUCUAUAAUUGCAACCGUCUUUCUGUGCAUUGUGUAAUUGCAUCUGUGAAUGUAUUUCUUUCUCCCUCUCUAUCUCAUUUUCUGUGCCUGCUGGUGGCGAUUUGGGUGUGAUAGUUUAACGCCGAACUGCACGGGUUGAUCGGAAAGAUAUUGCGAUCCAAAGUUUGUCAUUCUGAUUUUUUUUUUUUCUUUUCCUGCUUUGUGAUUAAUAUUUAUUUACUGAUUAUUUAUAUAUUUGUUAGUGUGUGUGACGUGGGAUUUGAGAAGCAUUUUUUAGGUUUGGGAGCUUUGCUAAAAAUUAAAUUGUGAUAGUGGAAUAAUCUUAUAAGAGUCUAGAUAAAGUUGGAAAUCUUAGUCGAUGCAUCUGAUUUUUUUCAGGGUCUUGGAUUGGGUAACCGAACUUCAUUUUGUUGUGGAGCUGGUGUUUCAUUACAAUACUCAUAUUCUUUUGAUUUUCUUGAAGGCAGGUUUUUGUGUUUUAUCUUUCUUCCUAUGCAUGAAUGUGUAUUUGUAACUCUCCUACAUCCGUUCAUGAUUUUGAACUAUUAAUUGUGAUCCUCCAUUGGAUGGCACCCAUCAUUAAGUGUUGGUUAAUUAUACUGCAAUAUAUUGUAGUUUGUAAUUUUUAAAUUUUAUUUUCUGAUAUAAAGCCAUUGUGGUCUUUCCCUUGGUGAGUUACAUGAUUUUGAAAUUUCCAAUCUUUGUUUGUAAUGCUUUUACUUUGUGGCUCUUCAAUCCUGCCCCGCUUUGAUUCUUGAGCUUGCUUGUUCCCCCUUCUCUUUUUCACGCUUGCCUGGAUCGCUAUCUUACUAGCAGUAGUGCCAAUAGGAUCAUUUGGGGAAUAAAGAUGAAACUCUUUUGUUAACUAAAAUUUCUACAAGUGCCAAUACCAAGUGCUCUUUGCAUUGGUUGGUUUUAUGUGGCUAGACGACAAUUUUGUUUCUUGUCGUAUUGGGAAAUGUCGGUUAGCAAGUUAUCAACUCCUUUUUUAGUUUUGUUUUACCUUGUCGGAUUUGGAAAACUCCGCAGUCAUCGUGCGAAUCAGAAUUGAUUAUAUCAGAUUGCUGAUCUUGAAAUUGCAUGGAGCAUCAGAUGGCUUAUAAUCCUUAAUUUAGUUUUCCUAAUCCUCGCCACAAAUCCGCAAUCGAGUGUUUGUUGUUCUUGAUUUAUAUACCGGAUUUAAUCUUGAGUAGUUGCUGGAGUUGGUUAAGGUUGAUAGGGAAAUGCUUCCUGCUAUUGUCAUUUAUAUUGUGAGAGUCAAUCUCUUAUCUAGUAGCUAGAUACUCGCACAGGGUGGAUUUUUAACAGAGUUUACCUAUUAAGCUAACGAUUAGGUUUGGUUAACUAUUACAUUUUAUUAUUGGAUGCUACAUUUUUCAUUUGUUGGGCAGUUUUAGCGUUGAGACUGCUGCUCUGUGGAAUAAUUGGAACAGCAAGGGGAAAAGCAUCUGUGGCUCCUCUGUUUAGUUUAUGAGGGAAUGAAGAUAAAUUGUGGAAAAGCUGGAUUGGGGCUGGUCUUGUCAAGGAUCUGAACUCAUUGCUUCAACCACUCAUGCAACUUUGCUUACAUAACUUAUUGGCCUUCUGGAUUCUUUGCUCUUUCUUCGAAUAUAGGUGCACUUGUUUUGAUGAGUUUUGUUCCUUGGAGUUUCUGUAAGUGGAGCUGUUCAAGUCUAGUUCGAUUGGAUUUUUGGCUGUCUGAUUUGGUCACCGAAAUCUGGCACAAUAGAUACUAUUUUGAGGUGUUCCUGUUCGAAGGCGACUAGAUUCAGCGUGUGAAUAGAUAACUGCAAACACGUUAGCUGAAGAUAAUCAGAUUGGAAACAGCAUCAUGGGUGGUGAGUCACACUUGGAACCUUCUCAUGAAGAUCUCGUUCCAGCCGAAGAAUCUGUGUGCGUGGACAAAAUUACUGGCACUGAAAAACAAGAUAAAGGAUGCAUGAAAUUCGGGUGCUCUCAUUACCGUCGGAGAUGCCGAAUCAGAGCUCCUUGUUGCAAUGAAAUAUUUGAUUGUCGUCACUGUCAUAAUGAGGCAAAGAACCAUAUACGGAUUGAUCAAAAGCUCAGGCAUGAUAUCCCUCGCCAUCUGAUUGAGAAGGUUAUAUGCUCACUCUGUGGCACUGAACAAAAGGUUCAACAAAUCUGCAUUAAUUGUGGUGUAUGCAUGGGGAAAUACUACUGUGAAAUCUGCAAGUUUUUUGACGAUGACAUAUCUAAGGAGCAGUAUCAUUGUGAUGGCUGUGGCAUCUGUAGAACUGGAGGCUCUGAGAAUUUCUUCCACUGUGAUAAAUGUGGAUGCUGCUAUUCCGUGCAUUUCAAAAGUAGCCAUCCGUGCGUGGAGAAGGCAAUGCACCAGGACUGUCCCGUCUGUUUUGAGUAUCUAUUUGAUUCGACAAAUAAUGUCGUAUGUAUGCUGUGUGGUCAUACCAUUCACAAGACGUGCAUGGAAGAGAUGCAGAAGCACAACAGGUAUUCUUGCCCCAUCUGCUUCAAGUCAUUUUGUGACAUGUCCAAGCACUGGGAGAAGUUCGACUUAGAGAUUGCCGAGACGCCCAUGCCAUCAUGUUAUGAAGACAAGAUGGUUUGGAUUCUCUGCAAUGACUGUGAAUUCAAUGCAGAAGUGAAAUAUCAUAUCUUAGGCCAGAAGUGCCCCAACUGCAAGUCUUACAACACUCGACAAACAAGGGGCAUCGGCAGAUAGGCGCGCACAAACAGCUCAACAUCAUCUCAUAUUCACCAAAAGCAACUUCUGUGAAGUGCAAGAACCACAUUUGAGGUCAUGUUAUACAUUAUACCUAAGCUGCAAUGUGCUUCUUCUGCUCUGACCUUUAUUAUUGAUAAAAUCAAGAGUUGUCUUAGUCUGUAUCUCCCCUUUCUUCAUCUUCUUCUCAUUGUCAACAUUAUUGAAAUUAUGCAUGUAAGACUUCAAAUAUUUAGCAAGAUAUAUGAUAAAAGGUGGGGAAGCCACUUUAAAGGGCUACUACCCUUUUCUUUAA